This is a messenger RNA of Girardinichthys multiradiatus, 4666 nucleotides long. RefSeq names its product katanin p80 (WD repeat containing) subunit B 1 (gene katnb1). Gene Ontology annotation, cellular component: katanin complex. The transcript is spliced from 22 exons. The record is from RefSeq and is a predicted model, not a curated record. Lineage: Eukaryota; Metazoa; Chordata; Actinopteri; Cyprinodontiformes; Goodeidae. Gene Ontology annotation, biological process: microtubule severing; microtubule depolymerization. Gene Ontology annotation, molecular function: microtubule binding. Bases 313 to 2550 code for a protein of 745 amino acids.
UUUGUGAUAUGAGCGGAAGUGACGUAUGUGGCUCGGUUGCUAAGCUGCAGCAGAGAUCAAACAGUCCGUCAACAGGUAGAACUCUGGACUCGGGCUCACCUGGAGCCAGUUUAACCCGAACAGCGGCUGAGCUGGUUCCCUGAGACCCGAACCCGGGGAAGGACUAACCAACAACCGGUCCAGCGUCUUCCGGUUCGACCUGCUAACUAAGAGUUGCUAACUCGCUGGUGAUCCUCAGAAGGAAGCGGCUCCAUGGAGAUGUCCUCAUGAUUUAACUUCAGCACUGGUCUAGUUUCUCCCAGUGUGACCAGUAUGGCUGCUGCCAGCACCACCAAGAUCUCAUGGCGCCUGCAGGAGUUCGAGGCCCACUCCCGCACCGUCUCCUGCCUGUCUCUGGGGAAGAGCUCGGGCCGCCUGCUGGCCACCGGAGGGGAGGACUGCCGGGUCAACAUCUGGGCCGUCAGCAAAGCCAACUGUGUCAUGAGCUUGACGGGUCACAAGAACCCAGUGGAGUGUGUCCAGUUCAGUGUGUCAGAGGAGCAGGUUGCAGCUGGUUCCCAGUCUGGAUCCAUCCGUGUCUGGGACCUGGAGGCAGCUAAACUUCUACGCACCCUGAUGGGACACAAAGCCAACAUCACCAGCCUGGGCUUCCAUCCGUUCGGAAACUUCCUGGCCUCCAGCUCCAUGGACACCAACAUAAAGCUCUGGGACGUCCGGAGGAAAGGAUACGUGUUCCGCUACAAGGGUCACACGGAGGCCGUCAGGAAUUUAGCCUUUAGUCCGGAUGGGAAGUGGUUGGCCUCAGCGAGCGACGACUGCACUGUGAAGCUGUGGGACCUGUUCCAGGGGAAAACCAUCACAGAGUUCAAAUCUCAUUCUGCAGCCGUCAACGUGGUCCAGUUCCAUCCUAACGAGUACCUGCUGGCAUCUGGCAGCUCCGACAGGUGCAUCAAGCUGUGGGAUCUGGAGAAGUUCACCAUGGUCGGCUCUCUAGAAGGGGACACCUCUGCGGUCAGGUGCCUCCUGUUCAGUCCGGACGGCUCCUGUCUCUACAGCGGAGCCUCGGACUCUUUGCGGGUCUUUGGCUGGGAGCCCGAUCGCUGCUUCGAUGUGGUUCCUGUUGGCUGGGGGAAGGUUUCAGACCUCGCCGUUUGUAACCAGCAGCUUAUCGGCGUGUCCCACCAGCUGUCCAGCGUUUCAUCAUACGUGGUCGACCUGAAGAGGGUGAAGAAAAGCGGCGGUGCUGUGAUCCAGGGCAUCAUCCAGGACAACAAGCCGCUCACAGAUCCAGCAGAACCCAAAGGAGCAGCACUACGCCGGAACUACGACAGACCCACCACCACCUGUAGCUCCAACAGGAUGAAGCGCUCAGAUACCGAUAGGCGCAGUCCCGACGGCGAGAGGCGGAGCCAGAGUGAGGACGAGGCUGAAGACAAACAGUCUUCAGCGGAGAUUCACAACGCUGAAGAUUACAGAGAGAUCUUCCAGCCGAAGCACGCCAUCUCACGGACUCCUCCCAGGAUCUCAGAGCCGUUUCCUGCUCCUCCUGAAGACGCAACCCGACCAGUUUCAGGGAUUGAACCAGACAGGACCUCACCUGUUCAGUCUCUGCAGAAAAACUUCUGGUUCAGUCCGAUUCAAGGAAAAACUCUUACAGCUGUUUUUAAUCAGCUGCAAUUGUGUUUACAACCCUUCAAAAUAAAAGCAGAGAGCGUGCUGGCCAUCGGUCGGCAGCUGACAGACAUGAUGCUCCCGUCUCCUGACAAGCAGCAGGCUCCACCCCUCGCCACCUCUACUCCUGUUCAGAGGGUUGAACCCACCGUUGUCUCCUGUGCGAAGCGCCCCAACCCUAUGCCCUGUAACCCCGCCCCUUCCAGCCAGCUAGCCCCUCCCACUCAGGUGAUCCCCACCAAAUCACAGCAGCAGCUCAGAGUGAUCCCGAGUAGCCGGAACGAGCCGCUGGGACUGAACGUGGCCGACUUCCUGCCGUCUGCAGCCAACCACCGGGGCGGCGCUCUGAGCGAUGACAGCGCUCUGUCCCAGAUCAAAAAGGGCCACGACACCAUGUGUGUGAUGCUGAGCAGCCGCCACAGAAACCUGCAGACGGUUCGAUCCGUGUGGGCCCGAGAGGACGUCAAGAGCGCUCUGGAUGCUGCCGUCUCCAUGAACGACCUGUCCAUCACGGUGGACGUCCUGAACAUCGUCAACCUACAGCCCUCUUUCUGGAAACUGGACCUGUGCACGACGGUCCUCCCUCAGAUCGAUAAGCUGCUGCAGAGUAAAUAUGAGAGCUACAUGCAGACCGGUUCCACGUCCCUGAAGCUCAUCAUGAAACACUUCUGGACUCUAAUCUCAGAGACACUAAAGGCUUCACCAGCUGUUGGAGUCGACAUCACACGAGAGGAGCGGCACCAGAAGUGCCGGGAGUGCUGCCGGCACCUGAAGAACCUGAGUAACGUGGUGAAGAACAGGGCAAGGCAGGUUGGUCGUCAUGGCAACGCCUUCAAGGAGCUGCAACUACUGAUGGCGCCACUCGAUGAGGUUCUCUGACCAUUGGCUGGUCUGCAGAGGAGCAACAUGAGGAAACUGAUCUGAGAGCAGCUGGAACGACAGGAGGUUCCAAGGCUGUCUUCUGGAGCGACCCAGAACCAAACACCAGCAGAAUUGACUGCAGAGCUCGAGAAAACACCUGGUUCUGAUCAUGAUGAGCAGGUGCUGGUUGGACUGAGGGAACCUCAGAAUGUUUCGGUCCAGAUGUUUUCACUCUUCCACAGCUUGGAUGUUCAUAAGUGGGUUUAAACUAAGAUCCAUGGAAAGGUGUCAUGUUGAAGCAGCAGCUUCACUGCACAGCACCAGAACCGGCCCAAAGCACAGAACCAUUUACAGCACUCGGUCCAAACUGAUGGAUUGCUAAUUCAUUUUUCUGUUAACAGUCGAUCAUUUUUAUUUCUAAUGUUGAGAUUUGCAGAAACGUUAAAAGUUCAACAAAUUAAAUAAUUUCCAGAAUUUGCAGAAUAAUCUUUGCUGUCUGAAAAAAAUGAAGCAACAUUUUAUGGAUCUAACCUGAUCCUAACUUGAAUUAUGGCAGGUUGGGUCCUCAUAUCACUGGGUUCUUGGGUAGAACUUGUCACUUGCUGCUGUUAACGUAACCAUAGACCCACUGAGCAGAACCUCCUGACGUCUGCUGCAGCAUGAAGCCGACACACAUUGAUCAGAAUCCCUCUUUGAUUUGGACAUAUUUUUAUCGAGCAGAACCCGUUCAGCUCUUUGACUUUGUUCACUAACAGCAAUGAGACUGCAGACACUCGGGUCGGACGUUCCAGUCUCCUUCCUCCUGUAGACAUCUGCAAACAUCUGUGAAGCUCAAUAACCCAACAGGAAGUGAAGGAGAAACAGAACCUCUGGUCCAGGCAUCUUCUCUGCUGUGUGCGGAUCUUCAAUAAACGUUUCCAUCCAUGCCUCCUGUCUCUCAGGCCACAGAGCUUUCUGUUCCAGUCAGCAGCUCUCAGUGAAGAUCCUUCAUUUCUGCCUUCACAGGAAGAUCUGAGGAGGGUUAUAGAAAACUAGGAUCCUGUUCAGAACCAGAGCUCCUGAACUGUGGCCUUCCAGCUUUGUGAAGAUAGCCAUGCUCACCGUCUGCUGCAGACAGAUCAGUUUCAGGAACAGCUCAAACUGCUGAAUAUUGCAGGCAGAAACCAGUUUAUUCUGGUGUUCUUGAGAAUGUCCCAGUAACUGAAGCCUCUGUAUCAGCUGAGAUCUUUCUGAAGUGUUAGACUAACCUUCAUCACAUGGUGGGCAUUCGAUGAAGAUGGUCUUCUUUCUACAUGUUCUGUCCACCUACCUCCUCCUCCACAGAGCCUCAUCUCUGGUGAGCUCAUCUGGUGCCACUUUCAUGCUGCUUGUAGCUGAUUGGUGUGUUAAACAAAGCCCUUGUGUGAUUGGACAGCAGCUAGAUGCUUUAAACAGGAAACCUUUAGGAGUUUAAUGUUCUGCAGAAGGUGUGAAGAUAAACCUGAGCUGAAGGUUUACUAACUGGAUUCAUUAUUUUAGUGUGUAAGUAAUCCUCCAUGAUUCCAGCAGGACCUGCAGGGUGGAGCAGUUGGCAGUGCUGUUGCCUUACCUGCAUCCAGGGGUUCUGUCCAGGUGCUCCUGCUUCAAGGUCCAAACAUGACUGUUAGGCUAAUUGCCCUUAUGUGUGACUGGACAGUGUGUGUUUGUCCUGUCCAGGAUGACCCAGUCUCAACCAAUGACCACCGAAGAUGGGUGGAUGGACUAAAAGCAUCUGAAGCCUCUUUACGUUUUUAUUUGCUGUAACUGCGUUGAUGAAAACGUUGUUUGGUCGGAUUGUCUUUAAUUUUUCAUCAUUUUUUUCCGUUUACCAGAACAGUUGGAUUAAAAAGUUUCCGUGAGGUGAAGACAUCUUCUUCAUGCAACAUUAGUCAAAUUACAUAUAGGAAACAAAAAGGACUCAUUGCUCAACCUAAAAGUUAAGAGGUGAAAACAAAUCUGAAGGCAAAUAUUUAUGUGGAAUGAAAAAUGAGAAAAUCUGCUGAUAAAUCCGAUUUCUGUGGCAAAGUGAGCGCUUGAUGUGACCCCAGUGGAUUAAACAUGAACGACGCUGAGCGACUCGAUUCAGGACUUUAAUAAAAACAUUUAGAAAAAACAA